Molecule: messenger RNA, 801 nt
Organism: Hypanus sabinus (Atlantic stingray)
Lineage: Eukaryota; Metazoa; Chordata; Chondrichthyes; Myliobatiformes; Dasyatidae
Product: oxidized low-density lipoprotein receptor 1-like
Exons: 6
Coding region: 1-801 (266 amino acids)
Biological process (GO): cellular response to molecule of fungal origin
Molecular function (GO): (1->3)-beta-D-glucan binding
Source: RefSeq, a predicted model, not a curated record
AUGGACAGUGAACGACCUACAAGGACAGUCCGAUCAGACCCAAGCAUAUGGCUAAUCUGCGUUUUAACAGCGGCCCUCAUUAUCACGGGUAUUUGCUGGAGGAUUCAUGUAUCACAGAUUCGUCAAUCAAACGAAACAUGCCACCGAAACUCUGAUCUGUCCGAGCUUAAACGAAUGCACAACGAUCUCCGUCACCAGUUCACUGAGAUGGAAACGAAGUACAGAUCAGUCAACGAAACCAAGGCUCAAAUCUGUGAAUUGUUGACCAGCAGAAGAGUGCCAGCGUGUCCUCAGGGAUGGAUCGAAAAUGAAGGUCGGUGUUAUUUCCUAUCCAUCCUGGAAGAAUCUUACGAUGGAGCGACGGAACAUUGUUCAAUCUUUGAUGCAAGGCUCCUCAAAAUAAAUUCAAACCAGGAAGAGGAAUUUGUUUCCAUCUUUGUCGGCGAAGAAUCCAAAACUUACUGGAUUGGAAAAUGUGGAGACGGGAUAGAGAUUCCUGCCUCCCGCGACCUCUCGGAGUGGGUCCUCAGCGAUGUCAAAUGGGAGGCUGAGCGGCUGAGUUCUGCACGGGCUGGUGUCGCCAGAAAUAGGAGGGUAAUAGAGAUCAACACGUGGCUCAGGUGUUGGGGUGGCAAUGAGGGCUUCAGAUAUUGGAUCACUGGGGCUUCUAAGGAAGGGCGAACACGAGGGGGCAGCACAGACUGCUGCCUGGAGGCCGCAAAACACCGCUCCGCGUUGCGCCGCUCCUUCAUGUUCUCCGCCAGCGAGCAACUCUCUCAGUUUACAGCAGAACCGAAGUAG